GUGCCCUAAAACCUUUGCUCCAGCACACAGCGCAUCCCUCCCACCCCAUCUUCUCCGGCGUGUGCGGCCUGCGCUUCCCUCCUCCUAGCCCCCGACCCACGCGAGAGAGAAACCUUAGCCUAGGGUUUCACCCGCCGCCGCCGCCGCCAUCCCCGCCUAACCUUCCGCCCGCGCUCGCGAUGGACGCCGGCCGCAAGAGGGCCGUGCCGGAGGGCACCAACGGAGGCGGCGCGGCCAAGCGCCCGAGAGCAGAAUCGGAGUCAUUUCAAAUGGGUGUAGGAAGCAAAUCGAAGCCAUGCACCAAAUUUUUCAGCACUGCUGGUUGUCCCUUUGGUUCGGGUUGCCAUUUUCUCCAUAACUUCCCUGGAGGCCACCAGGCGGUUUCAAAGAUGACCAACUUGGGUGGACCAGCUGUUGCCACUCCUCCAGGAAGAAUGCCUAUGGGACCUGGUGUUCCUGAUGGACCACCCACUCCUGGCGUGAAGACUCGCAUGUGCAACAAGUUCAAUACUGCAGAAGGCUGUAAAUGGGGGAACAAGUGUCACUUUGCUCAUGGAGAGAGGGAGCUUGGAAAGCCCAUGCUGUUGAAUAACUCAAUGGUACCUCCAAUGGGACCAAGGCCCAACGGUCACUUUGUGCCACCACCAAUGCCUGCCCCGGACAUGGUUCCUCCCUCAACCUUUGGUGCCUCAGCCACGGCCAAGAUCAGUGUUGACGCAUCCCUUGCUGGUGCCAUCAUUGGGAAGGGUGGAGUCAACACAAAGCACAUAUCACGAAUCACUGGGGCCAAGCUAGCGAUCCGAGAUAACGAGGCUGACCCCAACUUUAAAAACAUUGAGCUUGAAGGAACAUUUGAUCAGAUCAAAUAUGCCAGUUCCAUGGUGACUGACCUAAUUGUCCGCAUUGGUGGUAAUGCCCCUCCAGCUAAGAACCCAACAAGGGGACCUCAUGUUGGGGGAGGUGGAAACAAUUUCAAGACCAAGCUUUGUGAUAACUUCAGCAAGGGUUCUUGCACAUUUGGAGACAGGUGCCACUUCGCCCAUGGUGAAAGUGAGCUGCGUAAAUCGGUUGCCGCUUGAAAGAAGCUUGUCGUGAUUAGUAGUGAUUAGACUGCCAGAAGUUUGGGCUCCAGAUCUCAUGAACAUGGCAAAAUUGAGUUGUGCAAGCCUGCUGCUGCUUGGGAGAUAUUUGCCAUGGCUUGUUAUCUUAUCAGAUUGCUGUAACUCUGAAAUAGUUAUCCGAGGACUUGCUUUUGAGAUUUGUAGGCUUACUGUAUUGCUGUCUCUCUUUUUUUUCUCUCUGCUAUCCAUUCGAUUUUUGUACUAUUUCCCAGUAAUUUUCAUUUGGCAAAUUAUAGUGAUUC
Messenger RNA from Brachypodium distachyon (stiff brome), 1363 nucleotides. RefSeq names its product zinc finger CCCH domain-containing protein 44. The transcript has 3 exons. Bases 180 to 1079 code for a protein of 299 amino acids. The record is from RefSeq and is a predicted model, not a curated record. NCBI's taxonomy places the organism in Eukaryota, Viridiplantae, Streptophyta, Magnoliopsida, Poales, Poaceae. Gene Ontology annotation, molecular function: metal ion binding; mRNA binding.